UAUUCCAAUAGACUUUUAUUGUUACUUUGCUCCUCGCACUGAUAAAUGCCAUGUUGCUGCGUUGUUCUCCGGCAUUUGCUUUGCAUGGUUUUUCGUUCGGUGCAGAACCAAAUGAAACAAACUAACACCAUCACCGAGUGCUGAUGUAUCGCAUCCAAAGUGAAAAACUAACAAAUACAAUUAGAAUAUUUGCAUAGUGACCAAUGGGUUUUACCGAUUCAAUGGCCAUUAGCAGACAUUGUGUGUUUCAUAAUAAGUUUUUAAUUAAAUUAACCAUUUGAAGCGCAUGCAUACGGUAUGCAUUGCAACCCGCUGCUUCUGCUGCUGCUGACAACGCAAUAAUUAUAUAGUGGUCAUUUGAGAGCUAUAUUAAACGGAGGGCUAUUUUUGGAGUGUAAUUUAUUCUAAAAAUAAAAAUCCCACCAGAUAUUAUUUCUAAAUUUAAUUUUUUUUUAUUGAGUUAAGUCAUUGCGUGUGCUCACACGAUUUAUGUGUUUAUUGUGAUAAGGCUAUCGAAUUCAAGUGAUAAAAACAAAUAAAACAUAACAACCGUAUAAUGGACAAAUUACAUUCAUAUCAAGGUUGGAUCGGUCGAUUUCAUGAGUGGCGAGAAUCGUUUCGCGACCGUUUUUCCAAUUGGAGACAAGAAAAUCCCGAAACUGUCAUCGAACUAUUGAAAAAGAAAGUUUACAAUGAAUCGUCGAGCUGUGCUGAUGCCGAUUAUUCCCACAGACACAGAACAAAAACACGGUCUGAGUUGCUUCGAGUUUCGGCCGCUGUAAUGGGUAUCGAAUUUUCGUAUGCGGCAGAAACGGCCUUCGUUUCACCAACCCUUCUAAGCAUUGGCGUUCAACAUCAGCAUAUGACAUUGGUAUGGGCACUAUCGCCAUUAGUUGGAUUCUUUUUAACGCCGAUUAUGGGUUCGUUCAGCGAUCGAUGUCGACUGAACCUGGGACGUCGAAGGCCAUUCAUAAUAUUAUUUUCAAUCGGCAUAUUUAUCGGCUUGCUGAUGGUACCAAAUGGUGAAAGUAUCGGUUAUGCUAUGGGCGAUUUCAAUCCGUACGAAACGAACGAAACUGUAAUAAAGUCUUCGGUGUUAGCACAUCGUGCGACGGCUUCUGAAACGAAAAUAGUCCACGUUUCGAAUACAUCGCAUCCAUGGGGAGUAUUCUUUACUAUAAUCGGAACGGUUUUAUUGGAUUUCGAUGCUGAUGCAUGCCAAAGUCCAGCUCGUGCUUAUUUGCUCGAUGUCACUGUGCCGGGGGAUCAUGCAAAAGGUUUGUCAACGUUCACAAUAAUGGCGGGAUUAGGCGGCUUCAUGGGCUAUUCACUCGGCGCCAUCAACUGGGAAGAAACGUCUUUUGGUGUAAUGUUGGGUGGGCACGUUAGGGCCGUAUUCACAUUGGUUACCAUUAUAUUUAUCGGUUGCGUUAUCGUGACACUGAACAGUUUUCGUGAAAUUCCGCUAUGGAGAUUAGAGUCAGUGUCCCAAAGCAUUGUCGUGAUUGACGAAUGCGACGAUGCAAAACCCGAUUCAAAUGAACAAUCUGCACUUAACGAAAGACUUCAAGCACCCGAUCCAAUUAACCGGACAACUUCUUACGGAGCCUUAUCGAACGAAUGCCUCGAAGUACCAAAACAAACAGGAAAUCAUCGGAGAUUCACAAUGCCAGCACUUCAACACACUGAAACGGUAACAGUGAAUGAGCCAGAGGUUGAGGCUGAGACGACGUUUACUGGAGACAAUGUGAAAACAACAACACUGCCAACUGGAGAAGAGGAGCCUAUUGCAUCUUUUGAUCAGUACCUAAUGUCAAUCAUCUACAUGCCACAUUCUUUGCGAAUGGUCUGUCUCACGAAUUUAUUCUGCUGGAUGGCACAUGUCUGUUAUUCAUUAUACUUUACGGAUUUCGUUGGUGAAGCCGUCUUCCAUGGCGAUCCAAAAGCUGCUGAAGGAUCGGAAUCGUAUGCGCUCUACGAGGAAGGUGUGCGUUUUGGAUGCUGGGGAAUGGCAAUGUAUUCGCUAUCUUGUGCGUGCUAUUCGCUAAUUAUUGAAAAACUGAUUCGUAAUUAUGGGGCGAAGAGAGUAUAUAUUGGUGGACUUUUAUUCUACAGCUGUGGCAUGUGUAUAUUGGCUUUGACAAAAGCGCCAUCCAGUGUUAUCAUCUUCAGUUGGUGUGCGGGCAUCAUGUAUUCAACGCUUUUCACAAUGCCAUAUUUAUUGGUCGCUCAUUACCAUUCAGAGGGAUGUUUUGCAGUUGACGCAUCAAAUUCACAAGGAGCACAAAUUCGAGGAUUGGGAACAGAUAUUGCUAUUGUCAGUAGCAUGGUUUUCUUAGCACAAUUCAUUUUAUCGCUGUGCAUGGGAACGAUUGUCAAAUGGUCGGGCACAACCACUGCUGUUGUUUCGAUGGCCAGCUUUCUAAGUUUUUGCGGUGCAAUUAGUGCCACACAAGUUAUCUACCUAGAUUUAUAGGUAAAAAGCUAAAAUGUUCUUCUUAUUAUAAUCAUACACUUUAUUCGAUUAGAAAUACAUUCACUUGUUACAUUUGCAAUAAUAAUUCAUACAUCCUUUUGCAAGUGUAAAAUUGUUUUCGCUGCCAUUUUAAGAAAUCUUUACAAAAUAAUUUAUGUGUCAUAAUUUUGAUGUAUUGAUUAUAAAAUAACAAGAAACUGUUCUAUAUUUUAAUCCAUUGAUGUUGUCUCCUUUUGUCAAACGAAAUUUAACUCGGAAAUGAGAUCAAAUAAAAUAUCGGUCUGUUUUAUGUGCAUAAAAAAUAAAUUGACUUCGAUCGAAUUCUAUCAGGUUUUGUUUCAAAA
Messenger RNA from Sitodiplosis mosellana (orange wheat blossom midge), 2820 nucleotides. RefSeq names its product proton-associated sugar transporter A (gene lovit). The record is from RefSeq and is a predicted model, not a curated record. Gene Ontology annotation, molecular function: sucrose:proton symporter activity. The transcript is spliced from 8 exons. The coding region runs from base 557 to 2476 and encodes 639 amino acids. NCBI's taxonomy places the organism in Eukaryota, Metazoa, Arthropoda, Insecta, Diptera, Cecidomyiidae. Gene Ontology annotation, cellular component: membrane.